GCGUAGAGGUGGUAAUGGAGGAUUGUAAUGUACUCUUAGGGGGCUAGUUAGCAAGCUAUCUUCUCUAUGGUAUGCUACUACCCGCCGUUUUAAAUAACUACAAUUUAUUUGCUACUUAAGCGACAGCAUUCGGUCAUACCUACAGCAGGAGGAGCCCCUCCUGAGAUAAAUGAUGGCGUCAGAUACACUCUCUCAAAGUCAUGGUUCCAAAGGAAUCAUGACGUUUUAUCCCACCAUUGAAGAAUUCAAGAAUUUCAGCCGCUAUGUUGCAUAUAUAGAGUCCAAAGGAGCGCAUAAAGCAGGAUUAGCUAAGAUUGUUCCACCAAAGGAGUGGAGGCCUCGAUCUUCUUAUGAGGACAUAGAUGAUUUGGUGAUUCCUGCACCCAUUCAGCAGGUGGUGACUGGCCAGUCGGGCCUUUUCACUCAGUACAACAUACAGAAGAGAGCCAUGACUGUCAAAGAGUUUCGCAGGAUUGCCAACAGUGACAAGUUCUGCAGUCCACAGUAUGAUGAUUUUGAGGAGCUGGAAAGGAAGUACUGGAAGAAUUUAACAUUUAACCCCCCUCUGUAUGGGGCAGAUGUUAAUGGAAGCUUGUAUGACCCUGAUGUAGAGGAAUGGAAUAUUUGCCACUUGGGAACCAUUUUGGACACUGUGGAACGUGACAGUGGUAUAACUAUUGAGGGUGUUAACACACCCUACUUGUAUUUUGGUAUGUGGAAGACCACCUUUGCAUGGCACACUGAGGACAUGGACCUUUAUAGCAUCAACUACCUGCACUUUGGGGAGCCCAAAUCAUGGUAUUGUAUUUCCCCAGAGCAUGGGAAAAGACUGGAACGUCUCGCUAAAGGUUUCUUUCCUGGUAGUUCUCAAAAUUGCGAAGCCUUUUUAAGGCAUAAAAUGACUCUAAUCUCUCCUUCAAUACUGAAGAAAUAUGGGAUUCCAUUUGAAAAGAUUACUCAGGAAGCUGGUGAGUUCAUGAUCACUUUCCCCUAUGCCUAUCACGCUGGAUUCAACCAUGGAUUCAACUGUGCCGAGUCCACCAACUUUGCCACGGAGAGAUGGAUUGAGUAUGGCAAGCAAGCAGUUUUGUGCUUGUGUCGUAAAGAUAUGGUGAAGAUUUCAAUGGAUGUUUUUGUCAGGAAAUACCAACCAGACCGCUAUGAACAGUGGCUGGCGGGGCGAGAUACGGUCCCCAUUGACCACUCACAGCCCACCCCUGAGGCUAGCGAAUUUCUGGGCGACUCCUUUAGCAACAACACUAACAGCUUCAACGAGAGUGGUUGUGAGGAUGGAGAGAGGAAAAGCACACAACGAAUAGAGACCAAAAGACACCGUGUGUGUUUGGAGUUACCUGAUGAGGUCGUCCCGAAAGAUGAAGAUGGUACAGAGCAGUACGGAAAGAGGCCCAGACUAAGCCUCAUCCCUCACCGAUCUGCUGUGAACGAGAGCAAAAGAAAUAAAGGGCCGCCAAAGUUGAUCGUCACGCCAACAAAGCUUACGCUAAUGGAUCCAUUUCACAGGAGUAUGACCCAGAACAACAGUGACGGAGGCCGUCCUCCUCAUUAUACCAAGACCCGUGCACCAGCAAUCUCUUCUCAGUCAAGGCCCAGAAACGGACAUCUAUCAGUUUCAGCAGCACCGACAUGGACUGAAGCUUCUGCGCUACCUGUGCGUAAAAUGGGCGUGGCCAGCCUGCUCUUCCACAGAACUUUGAGUCCAAAAGACACUCUUCAGGUGCAAAGCUACACUCUAGAAAAGCAGCAGGACCGUCACACACAGCUCCAAGUCCACAGCUAUGCUAGGGAGCACCAGCCUCGUCAUCUUCAGAACAAAACUGGCACAGUCCCACAGGUUCAGGCUUUAUCCCCGACACCCAUCUGUGACAAAACAGAACCUGAGCCUGAAGCUCCAGUUCUUCAAAUAGAAGAGGAACUUAAUGAGUCAGAAGCACACAGUCCUGUGGUGGAGGAACAAAACGACAACAAACCUGAAAAAUCUGAGCUAGUUCAAGACCCAAUUAAAAUGAAGGCACCUGAAGUUCAAGUCAUGAGCAAGUCUACUCUCCCACAGACCCAAACACAGCUCCAUGAGCUCUGCAAAGUCAAGAUGGAGGCUUCCAAAGUCAACAAGCGAAAGAGUUACGAGUGUCCACUAGGGGAUAGUGGCAUUAUCAUCCUGACAGACACCAUUCCUGCAAAGCAAGGAGAGCAGGAUAAGGUCAAGUUGAUUCCUCACAGUUAUCAUCAGGUGGCAGAGGAGCAGUCCUACUGCAAGUCAGUGUCAAAAAAACAGGAGCAGGAAGCUCAGCUUUGUAGACUGCCUCGCCAUCACCCUCUGAUCAGAGAGGCAUGCAGUGAUGAUGAUCAGGAUGUCAGUGUAGAGGUUGAACAAGAUGAAAAGGAGGAGUGGGCUAAGCCUCUCACCCAAUUGUGGCAGAGUCAGCCAUACAACCCCCAGGCAGAGUGGGACUACAACAAAAUCAUGGGCCAGCAGCCUCCUUACUGCUCCAUUUGUCUGCUCUUCUACACUUACCACCAGUCUGAGUCCAGUGAUGAGAGCUCCAGCUUGAUGUUGGUGAACCGCCCAGGAGGCCGUCAGUGGUCCCGGCCGCUCAUUCCUGAAAUGUGUUUCAACACUCACUCCGGCAGAACGAAUGAUGGCGGAGAGGGCCAGCUGUCCAAUCCUCAUGUAGCAGAGGAUGGGAUGAGCCGCCUCAUCACCUGUGCUCAGUGCUGCGUUCGAGUACAUACAAGUUGCUACGGCAUUUCUGGAGAAGAAGCGGAGUUAGACGACUGGCUGUGUGCUCGCUGCGAGGCCAGUGCCAUCACUGAGGACUGCUGUCUGUGUUCGCUGAGGGGGGGGGCCCUUCAGAGAGCCAACAAUGACAAAUGGGUCCAUGUGCUGUGUGCAAUCACUGUACUGGAAGCCCGUUUUGUCAACAUCACCAAGCGCAGCCCCGUUGAUCUGUCUGCCAUCCCGCUGCCACGUUUCAAACUGAAGUGUGCAUGCUGCAGGAAACGGAUGAAGAGGGAGGUGGUGGGCUGCUGUGUCCAGUGCUCUCACGGACGUUGCUCCACAGCAUUUCAUCCUUCCUGUGCUCAGGCAGCUGGUAUCCUCAUGCACCCAGACGACUGGCCGUUCGUUGUCUUCAUCACCUGCCACAGACACAGAGCACCAGUCAUACCUGAGCGGAACAAGGAAUCUCUGAGAGACCUUGCAAGAAGCCAGAAGGUGAUCUGUAAACAUAAAAAUGGCCGUUACUACCACAGUGAAGUGGUGGAGCUGACCACGGCCACGUUCUAUGAAGUGGUGUUUGAUGACGGCUCGUACAGCGACAACCUCUUUCCAGAAGACAUUGAGAGCCGGGACUGUGCCCGACUUGGCCCACCCUCUGAGGGUCAAUCUGUUCAGGUGCGAUGGACAGAUGGUCUUUUAUACGGAGCGAAGUUUGUAGCAUCCCACUCUGUCCCCAUGUACACGGUGGAGUUUGAGGAUGGAUCACAAAUCUCUGUAAAGCGAGAAGACAUUUACACCCUAGACGAGGAUUUGCCAAAACGAGUCAAAUCACGCAUGUCUGUGGCGUCGGACAUGCGAUUCGAGCUGUUCACGCAGAACAACAUCAAACAGAACUCCAAACGGCAGCGAGUCAUUAACUCGCGAUACCGAGAGGACUACAUAGAGCCUGUCAUCUACCGAGCCAUCAUGGAGUGACUGCUACCAUCUUUUCCACCAUAAUAAAUCACCAUGGAAACAUCUUUCUUGUUUUUCUUUUUCUGACAGUAGCUAAUGGCCUGCCAGCCCCUCCUGUUCUGUUCUUCCAAAGCCUCUCAGGCUUCAUAUUUCUAAACUACGGCUGGGACUUAAAGUGACUCGUGCUUUAAAACAUCCUGUUAGAUUUUAGUCUGUAGAUCAUCAACCUGCUGUUGUCUGCUUGUAUUUUUUGGUUUCUCAGGAAGAAGCCAUUAAUCAUUCAAUGUAACCGUUAUUAUUAAGUAGGAGAGAAAGUUUUGUUUUUCUCUACUAUCACGGCUUCAUGCAGCUUUUCUGAUCAAGUUGCAGCUAUUUAUAUCGGACUCAGUCUGUUAUUAACAUUAUUUGCUUUUAAGGAAGGAUUUCUUUUCUACUCAUACAAUUUAAAUUAUCCUUUGUUCUGUUUAUGGAGAUGUUUAUGUUUGGAGAUCAUAUGGAUUUUUUUAAGCUCAAGUUCCAGACUGUAAUUUUCCUUCAUGCAUUGAAUUAUUAAAGGAAGUGAAUAGGAUAUGGUUAAGUAUGUAGAUGACCUUGAUGGUGUUACGGUGUAUCUACCAUGAAGAUAGAAAGAAGUUUAGGCGUGUCUUUUAAGCCUUACAUUUCAAAGGGCCAAGCUGACUUUGUUUUUGUCUCGUGGAUUAUUAUAAAUAUUGUAAAUAAUAGGGUUACUUUAUUUAUUCAAAGGUAUCAAGAUUAAGAAGAAAGCUAUUUUUGUCACAUCCUUUUCACAAUCUAAAGAAAACGUCAGGUGUGUUUAUAUUUAUUAUGCUAUUUUGAAUUUUUAGAGCGAUUUUCUGUUUCUGCGCAGUAAUCGGAAGGUGACAAUGACCUGACUCGAGUUUCUCUUAAAACAAAAGCACUUAUUGUUUCUUUCAGGAAAUUUAGCCUUUGAUACAUUUAUGUCCCCUCUCCAAAAAAGAUUUUCUUUUCUUUUUUGUGUUUGUGUUUUGAUUUCAACUAGCUGUAGUAGAUUUAAUUUUCAGGUUACACUUUGAACCCCUAUAGUAAUGUGCUCAGUGACGAGAUCCAUUUUUUUGAAGUUUUUCUCUCGUUUUCAGUCCCUUAUUCCUGGUUUAACCGAGACUUGUGAAAAGGAAAAUGAAAAGUAGCUGGCCCUUCAGUAGGAUAAUCUGGCCAGAUGCUUGUUUUAGCUUUCUUCUGCUGUUGUCUUUAGAUCUCCUUGAGUCUUUCCAUAAGGCUGCUUUAAGACUUUGUAACCAUAAACUAUUUGAGUAAAGUUUGGGAUAUAAAAAAGG
Molecule: messenger RNA, 5007 nt
Organism: Girardinichthys multiradiatus
Lineage: Eukaryota; Metazoa; Chordata; Actinopteri; Cyprinodontiformes; Goodeidae
Gene: kdm4ab
Product: lysine (K)-specific demethylase 4A, genome duplicate b
Exons: 23
Coding region: 170-3712 (1180 amino acids)
Biological process (GO): chromatin remodeling
Cellular component (GO): nucleus
Molecular function (GO): histone H3K9 demethylase activity; histone H3K36 demethylase activity
Source: RefSeq, a predicted model, not a curated record